CCGUUCGAGACGUGAGUAUCCUAGACAACAAUAAUGGCGGCCUACGUAUGAGAAUGAAUGACAAUAUUUAAUCUUUGAUGACUUUCAAGCUGUACGUGCUGAUGGAGUUGACAUUGUAAGCCAGUUUUACAGGCUACACUUCACUAAGUACUUUACCCUAGGAUCAGCCAAUUCCAAGGAGUGUUAGUUCUUAUUUAGAUCAAAUUAAGAAAGGGAAAAGAUGGUUCUCACAGACCUCCCAUUUGAGAGGAAUGCUCUGAUACAUAGUAGAUACAAUGCAAUCUGCAGACCAGGCAGUGCUCCUCCACUGAAAGGAGACGAAGACAUUCAGAGAACAACUUCUAAGGAUUAUGCCGCUUUCCUCAAAGACCAGGAGAGAAAAGUAGGGCCAGAUGGCUUCUUGGAUUCCAACAGAUACUCUCAUUCAUUUCUUCUGAAAAAAGAUGCCACUGGAAGGCGGAGGGCAGCAAGUGUUGCUGGGCAACCCUCAGUGGUCUCCCUUACUUCCCGUAUUCACCAAGACAAAAAGGAUUAUGACAGAAGAAUUAAAGUGAUAGAGGAUCAUAUGUGGCAACACAAGCAAGAGGAGAGAGAACUGAAGAGAACAGAGGGUGAUAUCAUAAAGAACCAGCGGGCCGUCAGACACACUCUGAGGGACUUUGAAAAUGCUAUAAAUAAGAAGAGGAUGGCAGAGGAAAAGAAACUUAGUCAAGGUCUGGAAAAAUAUACUGUGCUAAGAAGAGACCACAUUCAUAAGAAAGAGGAGUUAAUAAAGACUCGUACGCAGAAUAAUGUACAUGCUUACCAGUCUUUCAAAGAUCAGGAUAGAAAAAAUCAACUUGCAAAGUCUGACUUGUCCAGACAAUACAAGGCCAAGAUGAGUGAGCUGGAUCUGAAGAGGACCGAGGUUAUGAGAUUAAGUACCGACUACGAAGUCAAAAUGAAAAAGAAAGAGGAGGAGCAGUUUCGAUUAAAGCAAGAGUUAGCUGAUCUUUCAAUCAAGCUGAACAUGGAGGCCCAAAAAGGGAGAAAACAAAAAUUUGAUACAGAAAGAGAGAGAAGAAAGGAUCAAACUAAUAAAAUCCAAGAGGAUUUGACUGCUGAGAGAACAGUGGAAAAUAAAUUAAUGAGAAGUGAUGGAGAUACAAAAGCAGCAGAAUCAACUAAACGAAAACUCAGUGCAGACUUAGCUGUUAAUAAAUCUCAUCUCGACAUUAAGAAACGUGACGAACAAAGACAUCUAACAGAUACUCAAUUCCGACUGGUAGACAACUCUAGCAUACAGAAGCAGUUAAAUGAAGCCGCUGAAUAUGCAGAAAUGGACCUUAAAGCGAAACAGAUUGAUAAAAAUGUGGAGACUCAUAAUUUGAGAAGAAUACAUCUAAUGAAUUCGUCAUUAAAAACCAGAAAAGAAAAAGGUGCUCAACAUGAAGAAGUCUGCCAAUCCAGGUUUAAGAAAAGAUUUACUGAAAAGCAGCGUUUAGAACAUGAAGAUUCCCUCAAAUUUUUCCAGAAAAUGGUGACAAAAGGUGAUGAGAUGGAACACUCGCUGUACAAUAAAAUGAGAAAUGCUGAGUAUGCGAGACAAAAGCAAGAACAAACUGUGAGACGAAUGCAACAACAACUGGCUGAGCUCAAGAGGAAGAAUGCUGUCCGAGUUAAAAAUGAGCUCGCUCAGACUCACAAGGAAGAAAAGGAACUUGAGCAGACACUCAUCAGAGAAAAAGCUGAGCUAGACAAGGUGCAUUCCCAGAGAGAGGAAAGUUAUGAGAAAUUGCAGAAACAUCGACAGAUUUUGAAAGAGGACAAACACAUCUUGAUCGAGCAUGAAAGAGAGCACAACCGCCUCCUGAAAAUAGGGGCCAAAACAGAUAUAGCUACUGAAUCUUACUGAUAUACUGCUAGAAACUGUAUAUUGACUGCCCCAUGAUUCAUUCAAAAGUGUGACAGUGUCCUGCAAGCAUUUUGCUUACAAUUUCAUUAGGAUGGUAUCCCCACUGUCUGCAGACAAGGCUGGGUCAGAGAAGUGUUUUGUUGAAAGGUGCAGGGUCAUCUGAGUGUUUUAACAGAUGUAUGAAAAAAACAUUAUGUGUAAUUUAUGUACCCAUUUCACUUAAGCAUGGUUCAAAAUCUUGCAGGUUUUUUAUUAUGUAAAUUCUAACAAUAAGUAUUUUAUAACAUUUUUACUGAAGGAGCACAGAAUCUGUAUAAGGUAAUUUCUUUCUAGUCAUAACAGAAUUUCAAUCCAGUAUCAGUUUCAAGUUCAGAGGCAUAUAAUUUUGUAAAUUGAUCAAAGUGAGAAGUUGUGCUGUUUCACACAUAUCCAUCUUGAGAAGAUGUUGAAAUUUGACAAACGUUUGCUUAAUUAUUAUGCUACUUCGCUGCUAAUGAUAUAAGUAUUAUAUUCACCACAUCUUGCUAUAAUUGUAAAGCAUGUAAAUUUUGUUAUAUGGCUGUACUGAAAUAAUUACCUUUUUUGACAGGAGAGUGUGAAAUGUUGGGAACUUGAGUUGCAGGGAUUGUCUGUUUGUGACAAAUGUACUUGAUCUUUGACAGUUUGGCAGGCUUGUUGCCCAACUCUGAAUACAAAGUUUUAAAGAUUUGUAACUAAGUGUAUGGAGAAAGAAAAUUGAGAAGGAUAAAAUUGUGAGAAAAAACACCUUCAAGUAGAGAUAUUACUGUAAUAGUUGGACCGUUUGUCUGUCAGUUAUGCAGUUGUGUGUUUACAUGUUUGGAACCAAUUUGGUGCUAAACAGGCCUGGAAUUCAAACUAAGGAUACAUGUUUGUAACGUUUUCAAUUCAAUCUUUAAACUUUAUACAUACAUGUAUACCUCAAUUCAUUUUUGUCUCAAAAGGCUGUUUUCGUAAUUUUUGUAAUUUUUGGCCAGGGAGAAUUUUGAUGGGUUAACAGAUCUUAAUAUAACUCUAUGAAAUGCACCAGGGAGACGACAUUAAAAUGUUUUCUGGAUUAGGUAUAUGUCCCGUAUAGGACAAUAGUGGAAUAUAUAGUAAGGUAUUACAAAGGCAUAAACCCUGGAUACGUUGAUGCCAAGCCGGUGACAGACUGAUAUGUGAAUUUGUACGCUACUGGAAGGAUUUGGUAUUUAUCUUUCAGAUCUCUGAAAGUACACUAGCAUUACAAAAUUUAGAGUUUUAAGCAUCAAAAUUUAGUUUUUUAUGGUAAAAAACAAAACUAUUGAAAAUGUUUGCACGGAUCUCAAAUACACAUAACUUUACGUGGUACUGGUUAAAAUUUUCAGAGUGAAAUUACGUUUGUUAUGAUCGCAGUAUUAUUAGUAGCUGAAAAUACCUCAGAGCUGGUCUUAAUAAUCAUACAUCUUUCUGGCUUCUUUUUUUUUUUUACCAUGGUCUGUGCUAUAUUCAGUCUGCUUCGCAGAAUAUUUGAUUCAUGUCAUUCUCGAGUAAUAUUAUCCAUUUUUUUCUUUGUGUUUACAAGUCUUUUAUCUUGUAAGUUUUGUAUCUACAAAAAGAAUGCAUAGAGGGACCUAUAUUUUUGAAGUCUUUUCCUGUAUGUAUACAAAGCUGUAUUGUGAUUUACGCUGAUGGAGAUUUUUGUCUGUAUAUUUUCAAUUCGUACGUGCCUCCGUGUCAUGUGCCAACAUAAACUAGAUCUGUCUUGGGCCUUCACUCUUAAGGCAAAUGUUAUCUGUGAUGUUUUACAAAACACAGUAAUUACGUUUUUAUGAUUUAUUUAUGUCAAAGUUUUUUUGUUACUCUUGGAUGUGAGCAUUAAAUGGAACACAACAAUCUUUUGAUUAAUAUAUUUCUAAUACAUUUGACUUGAUACGUACAUUUUACCUUUAAUAUGAAUAAAAUGACUCAACCUUA
Magallana angulata is the source of this 3850-nucleotide messenger RNA. RefSeq names its product golgin subfamily A member 6-like protein 22. Lineage: Eukaryota; Metazoa; Mollusca; Bivalvia; Ostreida; Ostreidae. The record is from RefSeq and is a predicted model, not a curated record. Bases 221 to 1894 code for a protein of 557 amino acids. The transcript is spliced from 15 exons.